Pan troglodytes (chimpanzee) is the source of this 11523-nucleotide messenger RNA. RefSeq names its product BCLAF1 and THRAP3 family member 3 (gene BCLAF3). The coding region runs from base 1336 to 3447 and encodes 703 amino acids. Lineage: Eukaryota; Metazoa; Chordata; Mammalia; Primates; Hominidae. Gene Ontology annotation, cellular component: mediator complex. Gene Ontology annotation, biological process: positive regulation of transcription by RNA polymerase II. The transcript is spliced from 11 exons. The record is from RefSeq and is a predicted model, not a curated record. Gene Ontology annotation, molecular function: DNA binding; transcription coregulator activity.
CGCGCCCGGCCCACAGAGGUCAUUUCUUGAUAAGACAAAAGGCGCUGAUGAGGGGCACAAGAGACCCUGCCAAGCUUAGUGCCUGAGUUCCAGGUUCCUUCUCAGGUUUCUUUGUUAAGAACUAUAAAGGAUCUGAUAUUUUACCUUACUUGCAAACUAACACAUUAUUAGCCUGCCACAGGGCACUCUUGGGUCAGAGACAAAGGCCUUUAUUACUCAGAAUACAGCAAGCAGCUUGAGCUUCAUGUUCCUGUCAUUCCCCCCACCCUCUGGGUCCCGUGAGGGCUGGGACUGCAGAGCCACUGACUGGAUGGAUGCCGUGAGGCAGCGAGCUUUCCAUACAGGCAAUGGGGUUAUAGUACAACUGAGGAACAUGAGUCCCUUAUCAGGGGCUGCAGAUAAACCCAUGCAGCCUUUGCCUUGGAGGAGACAUUUAUUUUAUUAUCCUGGACAGCAAACACAUCAGCCCUUUUCCCUGAGUGAGACCCUAUCUCUAUCUUGCAACACUGCCUUAGAACAAAGGUUGUCAGUGCCUCUGCUCACAGGGCACUCGCAAGCCGUGCAGAACUCAAGAGACUGUGGAGAAUUAUCUCCCAACAGACUCCUUGAGUCUUUUUUGUUCCUUUAGGAAAACCAAAAACAAUAGCAACUGUUCCAGCAAACUUCUUCGGAAGAAAGGGACACUGUGCUAUGAAACAUAUAAAAUAGCAUAUCAAACCGAUAUUGAAUGUGAAGUAAGGAUUAAAAGUAAGUUAUUGGGAAUUCCAUCCAGACUGCAAGACCUUUGACUCUGGCUGCCAGCUUUUCUCCUUGGCUGUGAAAGAGAUGAAAUCUUCCAGGAAGUCCUCAGAGGCUCCACUUGCUUCCUCCUGUGAUGAGGUAUAGCCAGCUGGAUGGCAGAGUUUCUGCUUUAGCUAAAUAACACUUGCCAGUAUGUCUAGCUUGGUGACUCCAGAGGGCAAUAUUGCCAAGUUCAGUAUAUAACUCCUAGUAGGUACAUGAGGAAGGUAGAUCUGCCUCCUUUCUUGUAGGGAGGGCACAGACUUAUCAUCGAAAGGAAAGGGUUUCACUCAUGGUUGCGCCAACUCCAUGGCAGCUUCUAAGAGAGAGCCAUAACAGAAGCUGCAAGGAUCGCUUCCUCAUUGAUUAGAAGACAUUAAACCCUCAGGGAGGAGAUGGAGAAAUUGGGCAGCUCAGAUAGGGGAAAGGUCCCCAGGUGCAAAAUGGAACUUUAUUGUGUCCCAGAUAGUGGCACCCCUCUCUUUACAUCUAGGCAACCCAGACUGGUUUCCCUGGAUACAGAAGCCUUCCGCCUUAGUGGAAACACAAGCCUCAAUGUUGGCAAUGCUGAGGUCUUUAUCACCAGUACCUAGAAAUGCUGAACACUACAAGCAAAGACAUUCACACGGGCAUUAUGGCUGUGAAUAUAGGAAGGAUCCAAAAAGACCCGUCGCUUGGAGAAUGGACAGUGAGAAACAUGGACAGAGUAAACCAAGGAUUCCCUCUCGUGGAAAUAUAUAUUACCAGUCUUAUGAACAUAGAUCACCUUCCCCUAACAUAAGAAACUCUUUAGAAAAUGUUUAUAUGUAUAAGCCUCACCGAGGAUAUUCGCCUGGAAGAGGGGACAGUAACAGGAGAGCUCAGUAUAUGCCCAAAUACUCAGAGGGUAUACCCUACAAAGAGCAUGAAAGGAAUUCUUAUCCCCAGAAAGUGCAAGGAGGGCAUAGUCCUGAUGACCACAGAGUUAGAGGAAGUGGAAAAGGAGGGAAACCACCUCAGAGGUCAAUAGCAGAUUCUUUUAGAUUUGAAGGAAAGUGGCAUGAAGAUGAGUUGAGGCACCAGAGGAUACAAGAAGAAAAAUACUCCCAGUCAACUAGAAGAGGCUCUGAAGACUUUGAGACAAGGAGCUCAUUUCAGAAGAGGUAUCCUGAGGAUCGUGAUUUCAGAAAAUAUGGACACACAUCAAAAAGACCUAAAGACGUGGAGAGGUAUGAAAGCAGAGAGCCUGCCAGGAACCCAAAGUGGAAGCCUGAGCAUUCCCUCCCACCUUACCAAGAGGACACAGACCAGUGGAACCUUGGGCCCCAAACUUAUCGACAUGCUGAGAGGGAACACCCAGAGACCAGUUCAGCAACCAAAGUAUCCUAUGACUAUCGUCACAAACGUCCUAAGCUCUUGGAUGGGGACCAGGACUUUUCUGAUGGGAGAACUCAGAAGUACUGUAAGGAAGAAGAUAGAAAAUAUAGUUUUCAAAAAGGCCCUCUAAAUAGAGAGUUAGAUUGUUUUAAUACUGGAAGAGGGAGAGAGACUCAAGAUGGACAAGUCAAAGAACCUUUUAAACCGUCUAAGAAAGACAGCAUUGCCUGUACUUAUUCAAAUAAAAAUGAUGUUGAUUUGCGAUCUAGUAAUGACAAAUGGAAGGAAAAAAUAAAGAAAGAAGGGGAUUGUAGAAAAGAGAGCAAUUCUUCCAGUAACCAACUUGAUAAAAGUCAAAAACUUCCUGAUGUGAAACCCUCGCCUAUCAAUCUUAGGAAGAAAUCACUUACAGUUAAAGUAGAUGUGAAGAAAACAGUAGAUACAUUCAGGGUUGCUUCUAGCUAUUCCACAGAGAGACAGAUGUCACAUGAUUUGGUUGCUGUUGGCAGGAAAAGUGAGAACUUUCAUCCAGUGUUUGAACAUCUUGACUCAACUCAGAAUACUGAAAACAAACCUACAGGAGAAUUUGCUCAGGAAAUCAUAACAAUAAUCCAUCAAGUUAAAGCAAAUUAUUUUCCAUCACCUGGCAUUACUUUACAUGAGCGUUUCUCAACAAUGCAAGAUAUACACAAGGCAGAUGUAAAUGAAAUUCCAUUGAAUUCAGAUCCAGAAAUACACAGGAGAAUAGAUAUGUCUUUGGCCGAGCUUCAGAGUAAACAAGCUGUGAUCUAUGAAUCGGAACAGACUCUGAUCAAAAUAAUAGAUCCAAAUGACCUACGACAUGACAUUGAAAGAAGGCGAAAAGAACGGUUACAGAAUGAAGAUGAGCACAUUUUUCACAUAGCUAGUGCUGCAGAGAGGGAUGAUCAGAAUUCCAGUUUUUCAAAGGUAAAGAAUGUUCAUACUGAUGGAUUCCAAAAACCCACACAUUUUAUAAAAUCAAAUUUUAGAAAAUGUAUUGAAAAACCUUACGUGAAUUAUACUACGCAGAGAAAAGACAUAAUUACUCACAAACCAUUUGAGGUUGAGGGAAACCACCGAAACACAAGAGUAAGACCUUUUAAGAGCAACUUUAGAGGUGGCAGAUGCCAGCCCACUUAUAAAUCAGGCCUGGUACAGAAGAGCUUGUACAUUCAGGCUAAGUAUCAGCGUUUACGGUUCACUGGCCCAAGGGGAUUUAUCACUCAUAAGUUCAGAGAAAGAUUAAUGAGAAAAAAGAAGGAAUAUACAGAUGUUGCCACAGGAAUCUAAUCUGAAAUCGUACAAAUGGAAAUGACGCUACAGGAGGAUGUUUGGGAGCAUCUCUCUCUUUUUGUCAGGAGUUAGAAGUGACACUAAGGCACUAAUACUGUAACUUCUUGAUAAAAUAACUUUAUUUUUUAGUAGUGGAAUGCUGCAACUUUUUUACACCUAACAAUUGCUUUUAAAUUACAGUAUUCAAUUUAAAAGUUGUAUUAACUACAGUUUCCUUUGCAAAAAGUCUCAAAAGAAUCACUUGAAGGGCAUUAUUUGUUGAUGCAUUUUUCUCUGAGCAUGGUUUCAUAGAGAGAACUUCACCAAGUAAUAUUCAGACGUUUAUAUGUUGAAAGUUUUGCUUACAUAAUAAAAACAAAAACAAGUGUCUGAAUUGUAUAGUGUCUUUACAUGAAAGAACUUUAAACAGUGGCCUUAUGGUAGAAAAUUUUAUACCAGAUUUUUCUUUUUCUGAUGACAUUUUGGCUUAUAACUCGAAGUUUUCUUAAGUUUCUGAAGAUCAAGGCCUAUAUAAUUCAUACAUUUCAUAUUAUAAGAAGGCAAGAGACAAGGUGCUUCAAAUAUUCCAUCAGGUAGUUGUGAGUGCACUGAAUUUUUAGUAAUAUGUUCAUUCAGUUUUUUUCCACAACUAUUUGCUCUUUUCCAAUUUCAAAAUGCUAUUGUGGAAAAUAUGUAAAGAUUUUGUAAUCUAUAGUCCAUCUUAUUUUUCCCUCAGGGCAAGCUUGUGCAUAUCAUAUUUUUAAAGGCUUUUUAAAAAUCUGACAGACAAAAUCUCAUAUUUGAAAAUUGUACUUUACUACUACAGCAUUACACAUUUUGCAAGCACAUCUUAUAGAGUGUUUACUUUUAGUUCAGUUGAUAUGUAUUGCAUACCUACUAUGUGUAAGAGCAAAUGGAUGGGAUUUUAAAUGAAAUUUUUAGGCCCCAGUACCUUAUUUCUUUAUGUUUUCUGUGUUCUGCUUAACAGUACAUAUACAUUCCCAAUUACAUUGUAAUAAAAUAAAAUGUUGUUGCUCUUUCUGCUUAAAUAAGUUACUUGCCAGUUUGUGAGAGCAUUAUUUUAAUUUUGUUUGAGACUUAUAGCCUUGGAUAGCACCUCUGUUUAAACAGUGUUUAAAGCACUGUUCUGUGCUUACAAAGGCAGAGCUUUCAAAAUUAAAAUGUGAAGGUUGAUAAGAACUUGGUUUUUCAUGACUGGAUGUGAAAAAUCUUAGUACAUUCAGUUUUCUUUUCCAUAUCUUUAAAAGAGAGGGCAGCCUUUUCCUUAAGUGAGUUCAUGAUAAGGGGGGCAAGUGCACUUGAUUCAUUGCUAAGCAGGUAAUAAAUUUGGGUAGAUGGCCUGUCUUGUACUGUGUACAAUCUCUAUAGGUCAGGUUUUCCAAACAUAUUUAGCAUUCCACUUAUGGUAAGAAAGAAAUGCAUGCACACAGGUAGUAUGGCAACUUUAUAUUGUGUUAGGUACUUAUAAAAUCUGUCUUAAAUUUUAAAAUAAUUGAUUUCAUUUACUCCCAUACUCUAGGGGACAGUAAUGAGCUUUGAAUAUUUAAUCAUUUGAUUGACAACUAUGUAUUGCACAGAUACUGUACUAAAAUUACAGCAAUGAACAAGAAGACAAGACACAUGGACCCUGCCUUUAUGGUACGAAGAGUCUAAUAGGAAAAAUGGACAUUAAACAGAAAUAUAACUUGGUAAAUGGCCUUUAUAGCUCGCUUUUUAUUUAUUGUAACACAUAAAGGUAAGAUGGCUGAUUUACUAUUAUUCAUUCCACAACUGAUUCCCUAUUUGGAUAUUCUUUUGGCACUGUCUCAAUAUGCAAAGCGUGUUAUCUGCAAAAUACCUAUGCAGAAAACAUUGUGUGUAUAAGAUCUAAAGCCUAAAAGGAAAAACCAACUUUAUAAUUUAGAGUAUAAAAUAAGGACAGGGACCGUGUCUGUCUUGUCCACCAUAGUAUCCCCAGCACCCAGCUUCCUAUUUGACAUGUGGUAAGAGUUCAUUAAAUAUUAGUUGAAUAAUGAAUGAAUAAAUAGGGAAUAAUAGAAUAUGUUUAUUAGGAACUACAUGUGUAAUUUUCAUAUGGAGAUUGAACAAAAGGUUAUCCAUAGCAUUUUUUAUUGACUGGAAAGAAUUUGACUUCUUGAAUGCAUAAGACUUGAGAAGAGAAGUUCUUUUUUUUUUUUCUUUUUUUUGAUAAGUCCCCUACCAUUGCCUCCUCACCUUCCUCCACUACGUGCUAGGCCCUUCGCUGGUACUGGGAAGACAAAGAUAAUAAGACACAGUCCCUGCUGUGAGGAAGCUCAUGCACUACUGAAGAAGAGAUUCACAAAAACAAAGAAUCACAAUGUAGAGUAAGUACUUUAGUGGACAUAUAUACAAAAGGUUGAGAGGAAAGUUGACAUUUCUGAUUCAGCAUCCCCUCGUCAUGUUUCUUUCCUAUUGGUUUCACCAACCUCAGAAGGCACUAUUCUGUUGGUGGUUUUACUGGUUUUAAAAAUUGAUGCAUUGGGGGAAACUGGGUAAAUUGUACGCGGGAUCUCUCUGUAUUAUUUCUUUUAUAGCUGCAUGUGAAUCUAGAGUUACUUCAACAUAAAUUUCAAUUUGAAGAAUUGCCCAUAGUCUUAUCACAGAGAACACUAUUAUAAAUAUUUUAGAUGAUACAUUUUCAUUUUUUUCUAUUGGAAAAAAACUCGCUACAUUUAUGUGUAACAAUUUAUGUAGAUGUAUACUAUGUAUCACAUUUUACCUAAUAAAUCCUACAUUUUUGAAUAGUUUUUUUUUUAAAAAAAAAGAUGGGGAUACUUCCAGGCAGAAGCAAGAAAAGUAAAGCUGGAUGAGAAACUCUUAUUGUCUUUAUUACCCAGCAAAUUCAGUAACCACCAGGCACAAAUUCACCAGGAACAACCAAGCAAGGAAGGAAGGAGAAGAAGCUGAUGCAACAAGGUGUAGUAUGACUUCAUCCCUCGCCCAUCCCCAGAAGUAGCACUGAGUAAAACAAUGGAGAUGACAAAAAUAUUGGUAACAGUGGGCCCCAGUAUGGACAAAGGCACUGACGAGGUGACCAGGCCACGUGGAGGAGAGUCAAGGAAAACUCUUGGGACAACGAAGUCUUUGCUUCCAUCUCAGGACCUCAGCAGAAGGGGUAAGAUUCACCAGGACUAGGCAUUUCCCAGGUCUCAGAGCAGCCUGGGAAAGCCAAAUCCUGCAGAAGUCAGAGACACCUUUGACUGUGUCUAGUGAGUUCUGGUUCUGGACAUUUAAUGGGAACCUAGAAGAGAGGGGAUACCAGGUUCCCCAACAAAGUUCCGUCAAAUAGGAUGAUUAUGAGCUCUGAGUCCAUUAAAAUACAGAAUGAACAUUUAAGAACUGAGGAAUCAUAGAUGUAGAAUAGUAUGUAAAUGUUAUAAAUCUUGACAAAGAAAAAUUAAUGUACAUUGACAAAUUCAGACAUGGAGGAGGUAAAGUGGGAUAAAGACUAAGAACUAACCGUCUCAUCAUUCAUGGCCAGGUGUCAUGUCACGUCAUGUCUUAAAAUUAUAAUUUGGGGAAAAACUCUAGUGACCAACCUUAAGUUUUUCCACAAUCUUUUUUUUUUCUUGACCUUAAUACAGUGGUUCUCAAAGUGUGGUCCCAGACCAGCAACAUCAGCAUCACCUGAGAACUUGUUAAAAAUGCAGAUUCUUGGCCCCACCCCAGACCUCCUGAAUCAGAAACCCUGGGGGUGGGGCCGAGCAAUCUGUGAUUUAACAAGUCCUCCAGGGGAUUUUGGCACAUACUUGAGUUUGAGAAUAACUGGCUUAUUUAUCCCUUUUAGGAACCAGUGAAGAAACAUUUAUCUGAAGUUCAGCAGCCCCUUCAAUUUAAUGCCUAAUUUUUUUUCUAUUGCAUUCAAAUAAAGUUAAAUCUAAAACUUGUUUGCUGGCCGGGCACAGUGACUCACGCCUGUAAUCCCAGCACUUUGGGAGGCCGAGGCGAGUGGAUCACUUGAGGUCAGGAGUUUGAGACCAGCCUGGCCAAUAUGGUGAAACCCCAUCUCUAAUAAAAAUACAUAAAUUAGCCGGGCGCAGUAGCAUGCACCUGUAAUCCCAGCUACCUGGGAGGCUGAGGCAGGAGAAUUGCUUAAACCCGGGAGGCGAAGGUUGCAGUGAGCCGAGGCCACGCCAUUGCACUCCAGCCUGGGCGACAGAGCGAGACUCCAUGUCAAAAAAGAAAAUAAAUAAAUAAAACUUGUUAGAAUAAAAAGUUUAGGGAUUCCCCUCGUCAAUCCUGUCUGUACAUAUGAGUGAAUUGAGAGGUCUGGAAACAUACCCACCCACUGUUAACACUGUUGAUUUUUUUAAAUGGUGGGAUUAUGAGUGACUGUACUCUUCUGUAUCUAUCAAAUAUAAUGAAUGUUGUAUCAUUUUUAUAAAAUAAAGUCUUUCUUUUUUAAAACAGUGGUAAGAACAUUUCAUCCUAUCCAUUAUAUAUCUGCUACCAAAAUCCAGGUAAACAAGCUUUUACGUUAUAGGCUGGCUACUUCACUAUAGUCCAUUGGGGUUUUAUUCCCGACCAUUCCUCCCACAUCAUAAAAAGUAGGUAGGCUUAUUUUAAGUAUGUAUUGUGUUGAGUCUUAAGUACAAAUUAUUGAUUUGUAAUAUUUAACAAUAAUAUAUAAAAAAUUAAAUUUGGCCAGGCACAGUGUAAUGCCAACACUUAAGGAGGCUGAGGUGGGUAGAUUGUUUGAGCUCAGGAGUUUGAGACCAGCCUGGGCAACAUGGUGAAACUCCAUCUCUACAAAAAAUACAAAUAUUAGCUGGGUGUAGGGGCGUGCACCUGUAGUCCCACCUAUUUGGGAGGCUGAGGUGGGAGGAUCUCUUGAGCCUGGGAGAUCAAGGCUGCAGUGAGCUGUGACAGCCUGGGUGACAGAGUGAGACCCUAUCUCAAAAAAAAAAAAAAAUUCAUCUUACUGCUUUUCUUUUUAAAAAGAAAAACAACUUUUUUUCCUGAUCAAAAGUUGUUAAAAGACAACAGGCCCAAAAUGGUGUCACUCAUGCUAAGGUUCCAUAUCACCAAACAGAAACCUAAGUUGUUUAUUUGGAAGAUGUGACCUUCCAACAAAUCAGAAGAGACAGUAGCCAAAUUCCAUUAAGCCAGCAAGAUUUCACUUAUAUCCCUGUGAGGAAAGUAACCUUGAAAUGGCCACUUCUCUAUUUGUUCCUUGUUCCUGCUUUCCUCCACUUUUUUCUGCCUAUAAAACUCACCCACUUUGUUUAGCUCAUUGGAGCUCCUUUCUAAUUUGUAGAUUGGAUGCUGCCUGGUUCAUGAAUCACUAAUAAAAGCCAAUCAGAUCUUUGAAACUCAGUUUGUUGAAUUUUUGUCCUUGACAAAGUAGAUAGAAUAGUAUGUAAAAGGGAGAAAAAUUUGUCUAUAAUCCCACUGCUCAUAAAUAUUUAGUGCAGACUAACAUUUUGGUAUUUUCUCAUUAGUCUUUUUUCUGGGCUUUAUUGUUUUGGUAGUUGAGAUUAUACUUUAUUACAUUUUUAAGGCCACCUUGUCCGGCCUUAAAAAUGUUUUAUGAAAUCCUGAAUUAUAUUAAAAUUUAGGGGGUUUGGCUGGGCACAGUGGCUCAUGCCUAUAAUCCCAGCACUUUGGGAGGCAGAGGUGGGCGGAUCACCUGAGGUCAGGAGUUUGAGACCAGGCUGGCCAACAUGGUGAAACCCCGUCUCUACUAAAAAUACAAAAAUUAGCUGGGUGUGGUGGUGCGUGCCUGUAAUCCCAGCCACUCAGGAGGCUGAGGCAGGAGAAUUGCUUCAACCAGGGAGGUGGAGGUUGCAGUGAGCCCAGAUCGCACCACUGCACUCCAGCCUAGACAACAGAGUGAGACUCUGUCUCAAAUAAAUAAAUAAAAUUUAAGGGUUUUGUUUGUUUUGAUGUACACAUCAUUUAAGAUGUUAAAAAGUAGAUAGAACUUUACAAAUAAUUUUCUAAUGUAAAUUCUCAUCCCAAAUUCUAAUCCCUUCUAAUGAUACUCAUUAUAAUAUUUAGUAAAGAAGAAAUAGACUUUAAUGUUGAGUUCUCCCUGAUGACAGUUUCUGCAAGUGAUUGCAGGGAACACAAUGCCACUAACUUAAUAGUCUCUUAACAACUAUGGUGAAAAAAAGUUCCCAAAAUAAUGUUCAAAAAGCUAAACAUAGGAUUACCAUGUGGCCCAGCGAUUCCUCUCGUGGGUGUGUUCCCCCAAAGAAUCGAAAACAGGGACUCAGACACUUGUAUGGCAACUUUAAUUGCAGCAUUAUUCACAAUAGCCAAAAGGUGUCAACAACUCAGGUGACCAUCUGGAUAAACAAGACUCAGAUUGGUGGCCUUCCCAACCUAGCCUCGCUGAGUUAGCUGCCCCUCCUCUGGGUUCCCAGAAUACCCAAACACACCCCUGCUUAAGAUUAAGCAUGUCAAAUAAGGACCUGUCUAUCUCUCCCCCUCUAUCUAGAUCAGUGCCUGACUCAGAACUAAGAAAGAAAGAUACUUGCUGAAUGGCUAAAGGGCCAGCUUCUUUUUUUUUUUUUUUUUUUUUUUUUUUUGGUCAACGUUGACCAGGUUGGCCUCGAAUGUGUAGCCUCACCUCCGUGUGCGCCAAGACAACCGGCCUGAGCCACUGUGGCUACCAAAAGCCACCUUCUUAAGCAAAAUCUUAUAGUGGCUUCCUGGUACCUACAGAAAAAAAAAAAAAAAGUUCAAAUUCUAGCACCUGGCUUAUGAACUGCUUGAAGAGAAAGGUGGGGAGGUGGGCUGCCCUUCAGGUUUUCUACUACCCAACCUUGUCUCCCAGCAGCUCUCCCAGGAGACCUUUGUUUCAUGGUUUCCUGAAGAUGCAGGGAUGAACCAUCAGGCUCUGUGCAUCUGCUCUGGGCCAGGUGCUAUGUGAGAAGACGUGUCAUUGGCCACCCUUGGUGGGUUUCCUUCUGACCCCAAGCCUUGGCGUAUUCAUUCACCUCCCCAGCCUCUUCCCUCCCUGCCAUUGAUCCACAUUCUACCUAUUUUUCCGUAUGGGCAUUUCUACCAAUACUUUAGUUCACCUUUUUCCACUUCAAAUUCUUAACAUUUCGAGAACAGAGGUCUUGUAAUUUUCCUUUUCACUAAGAGGCUUGGAGGUGAAUUAUAGUCACCCUAUUAUGCUGUGGAACACUAGGUCUUACUCCAUGUAUCAACCUAUUUUUGUACCCAUUAAUCAUCUCCUCCUUACCCGCGCCUCCCCACCACCCUUCCCAGCCUUGUAACCAUGCUACUCUAGCUCCAUGAAUUCAGGUUUUGUGUGUGUGUUUUUUUUUUUAGCUCUCACAUAUGAGUGAGACCAUGUGAUAUUUGUCUUUCUGUGCCUGGCUUAUUUGACUUCACAUAAGUCCUCCAGUUUCUAUCCAUGUUGUUGCAAAUGACAGGAUUUCAUUAUUUUUAUGGCUGAAUAAUAGUCCAUUGUGUAUAUGCACCAUGUUUCCUUUAUCCAUUCAAAAGGAAAGAGUGGAACUGGAAUGUUUCUUUUUUUUUCUUUUCUUUUCUUUUUUGAGACGGAGUCUCCCCUUGUCGCCCAGGCUGGAGUGCAGUGGCAAUCUUGGCUCACUGCAACCUCCGCCUUCCAGGUUCCAGUGAUUCUCCUGCCUCAGCUGUUCGAGUAGCUGGGAUUACAGGCAUGCACCACCAUGCCCAGCUAAUUUUUGUAUUUUUAGUAGAGAUGGAGUUUCACCAUAUUAGCCAGGCUGGUCUCAAACUCCUGACCUCAAGUGAUCCACCCGCCUUGGCCUCCCAAAGUGCUGGGAUUACAGGCGUGAGCCACCGCACCCAGCUGGAACUGGAAUGUUUCUAACACAAAUAAUAAAUGCUUAAGGUGAUGCAUAUCCCAAUUACCCUGAUGUGAUCAUUACACAUUGUAUGCUUAUAUCAAAAUAUCACAUGUUGCCUACAAAUAUAUACAACUAUUAUUUAUCCAUGAUAAUUAAAUAUAUAUAUAUUUUGGCCAGGCAUGGUGGCUCAUGCCUGUAAUCCCAGCACUUAGGAAAGCUGAGGCAGGAAGAUCACUUAAGGCAAAAAAAAAAAAAAAAAAUAGAG